AUGUGUUUCCAUGUCCAUGUGCAGGGAGCCGCGCGACCGGCGGGCCGACGCCUGCGCAAUCUCGGCGCGCCGUGCGCCCAGUCCCCGGACCACGUCGAGUACCCGGCGGUGUACCGGGCGGAGGAGUACGCGCUCGAGACCUUCGACAGCGAUGACUACAGGCACGCCCCCCUCUACGACCCGGACGACUACGACACCCAGCUGUGCCCCCUGGUGCCGCCAAGGAGCCCGCCUGCACGGACGGCACUGCCGCGGGCCCUGGCCGCACAGGCCUGGGGCCGGUGGAGGGCGGCUGCGGCACGGCCGCGGGGCGCCUCCCGUCCCGAGGCUGCCCAGGGUGACAGGAAUAAUCUCUGGGAGGCGUCGCCGUCGCCCUCGCCCAGCCACUUCCCCGACGCAAAGCAGCCAGCGCCGCCCCGCCUGCGGGUGCCCACUCCCGGCUCCCUCCUGCGCCUCCUUCAGCGCUUGAACAUCGCGCUGAGCGCCACGCUGGGCGCGCUGGGGGUGCUGCUGCAGGAGGGCGCCGCGCGGGCCGGCGAGGCCCUGCGCGCCGUCCGCGCUGCGGCGCUGCGCCGCUAUGCUGGCAGCCGCGUGCAGCUGGCGCUGCAGUCCUGGCGCGAGAGCUGGGCGGAGGCCGCGCAGGAGGUGCCGGAGGACGUGUGGGGCAAGGCAGUGUGGGCCUGGGAGCGGCCCUGGCUGCGCAAGCUGCGCCUGACGGUGGGCAUGGCCAACCUGAGCUACCGCCUGCCGGCGUUGCUGGCGCUGGUGGCCACGCAGGUCACGCUGCUGGCCAGCCAGGUGUCGCUACCCAUGCUGGCGCCGCUGCUGCUGGGCACGGGCAUGCUCCUGCGCUCCCUCCGCGCCAACGCCAGCUUCAUCUUCCCCCGCAUCGGCCUCAUGGUGGUCCUGCUCUGGGCCCUCUGGUUCUUCCAGGGCGUGGUCCAGAACACCGUGGCCUACCUUCGCAAACAGGGCGCGCUGGACCAGCGACUGGCGGGCGGCAUCAUCACCACCAGCGAGAUCAGCGGCCUGCUGGCGGCGGUGGUCAUCCUGCUGAGCAUGCUGGGCAUCAACGUGUCGGCCCUGCUCCUCCCCGCCGGCGUCGCGCUGGCGGUGGCGGCCCAGGACCUCACCCGCAACUUCCUGGCCGGUUUCUUCCUCUUCGUGGUGCAGCCCUUCCGCCUGGGGGACAAGGUGGCGGUCGGCGUGGCGGGUGGGGGGCCACCGGGGGCCACCGGUCCUGCAGGGCCCUGGUUCGAGGGCGUGUGCGAGAAGGUGGACCUGCGCUACACCUGCAUCCGCUCGGGGCGGCGCCGCCUCAUGGUGCCCAACUCCAUCUUCAUGGCGCGAGAGUUCUUCGUGAUGGACGACGUGCCCGCUGCCGGAGGUGCCGCGGACAACCCAGGCAUGCGCGGCCCCGGCGCACCCGGAUACGCGGGGCCGCAGCAGCCCCUGCCAGGGCUGGACCCGCACUAUGCGGGCCACGUAUGGCAGCUGGUCCAGGGCCCGCCCGUGCACGCUGAGGUGGCGGCCGCGGCGGCUGCAGAGGGCAGCGUGGAGGGGGCGGCGGUGGACGGCGAGGAGGGGGGCCCAGGCGCUGAAGCCUCGCCCGCCCGGCCGACUACGAGGGGCCUGCGGCCCCGGGGGCCAAGCCAGCCGCCGGCCUACACGACCUACCCCUUUGCCCCGGGGGUGCCGCCGUGGGGGCCCUACGGGCCUUAUCCCCCGCCCUACACGGGAACGCACUGA
Molecule: messenger RNA, 1749 nt
Organism: Auxenochlorella protothecoides
Lineage: Eukaryota; Viridiplantae; Chlorophyta; Trebouxiophyceae; Chlorellales; Chlorellaceae
Exons: 3
Coding region: 1-1749 (582 amino acids)
Biological process (GO): transmembrane transport
Cellular component (GO): membrane
Molecular function (GO): mechanosensitive monoatomic ion channel activity
Source: RefSeq, a predicted model, not a curated record